UUUGUAUUGUAAACACACAAGAAUUAUCAAUAUAUUGACAUGGUAAUCAGAGCCAUUAUCUUUUAAAACCUACCAUUGCCAUAUUCCUUUUUUUUCCCUUCCUGUUGAUUUCGAUCAUCCUCCAUGGCUGACAAUAACCAACCUCAAAACCCCCCACAAACCACCGAAACCAAGCCUCUUCACCCUGUUUAUUCUGUUACUAACAUCCAGAAUAAGAUCCGAACACUCGACGGUGACAAAGUCACCUAUUCCUGCUGGGUGAAACUCUUCAAGCUUCAUGCCCACGGGUUUGAUGUCUUGAAUCACAUCAACGGUACUGAACCUCCGCCCAAAUCCGAUCCGUCUUACGAGACGUGGUCCAAAAUCGAUUCCAUCGUCCUUCAGUGGAUAUAUGGAACGAUUUCCGACAACUAUCUGGGUCGUAUUCUGGAGUCCGAUUCCACUGCUCAACAGGCUUGGGAUCGGCUCCGUGAUAUCUUUCUGAACAAUAAAAACUCCCGUGCAGCCACCCUAGAACACGCCUUCACAACCACAACAAUGGCUUCGUGUUCUUCCAUGAAUGAUUAUUUUCAGCGAAUGAAGGAUCUGGCCGAACAGUUGAAAGAUGUGGGUCACUCGGUUUCUGAAUCGCGUCUUGUUUUACAGAUGCUUACGGGACUCCCGCAAGAGUACGAUACCGUCGCAUCGUUUAUUACUCAAGCUGACAAGUCGUGGGAUGAUGCUCGUGAAAUGAUUGAUCGGGAACAACGCAGGCAGGCCGCUCGUCAACAAGUAUCUCAUACCGCUCUUACCGCACCACGUAACACAAACAACACUACACCCGAUACAAACCCGAACCCCAACACCGUCCCUCAUCAUCCUGCACCCCACCCUCUUAUAAUCCAGCCCAACAGUUUGACAACUAUCAACCUCGUUCUCAACCCCGGGGACGUGGUCGCGGCCGCAACACUUACAGAGGUGGUCGUGGCCGUGGUCGUUACUCAAACUACAAUUCCCAGCAACAACACUACCCUUCCUACAACUCUCCUCAACCAAACACUUAUCAUAAUCCAUCAUACAAUCCAUAUCCAUGGUGGGCCUCACCACCGCCUUGUCCACAUCCGGCCCAGUCCCCAUGGCAGCCCACCUGGAACCGGCCCAACCACCCUGCACCCGCCCAACAGCCUCCAUCUAACCCACCCAACCCACACGGCUACGGCCUAUCUGCCCCACCACCACCCGGUUACCAAUAUCCCACACCUCCUCAAACUCCUGUUGACCCAUUGCAACCCACAGAACUUGGUGCUGCACUUUCCACUUUAACUAUGAAUCCGCCAGACAUCCAAUGGAACAUGGACACCGGCGCCUCAUCUCACAUCACUGCGGAUCAAGGAUCUCAAGACUGGGCAACAUCUUUCGCGCCAUGACAGCACCGGUGACCUUUAUCCAUUCACUCCACCAAGUCAAGUUUUUGUUGCAUCUUCAUCUAAUAAGUGGCAUGAUCGUCUUGGACAUCCCGGACCACAAGUUUUAAAAUUUCUUUCUAGUCGUUUUAACCUUUUAUGUAAUGCGGAUUCAUUUGAUUUUUGCCAUUCGUGUCAUUUAUCAAAUAGCAAAAGACAUCCUUUUAUUAAUU
This is a messenger RNA of Helianthus annuus (common sunflower), 1615 nucleotides long. RefSeq names its product max-binding protein MNT-like. Lineage: Eukaryota; Viridiplantae; Streptophyta; Magnoliopsida; Asterales; Asteraceae. The coding region runs from base 124 to 1302 and encodes 392 amino acids. The transcript has 2 exons. The record is from RefSeq and is a predicted model, not a curated record.